AUGCCGGACGUUUGGCAGGAUCAGAACAGCCAAGACGAAACGCUUCAAGAAACAGGAAGUGACUAUUUUGAUGCGCUUUCUGGUGAAGAAUCUGGCCUCGAAAAUGAAUCUAGUGAUUGGAGCGAUGAUGAAAGCCUGAUAGAUCUACAAAGCUGUUCCAUAGCGGGAUCCGAUCCCAAGGUAAUGCCCAUCUUGAUUCAUAGUCACGUGAAAGAAGAAGAAGAACGUCAAGAAACAAAAGAAGGUCAUGUACAUGUUCAGAUACAGACUCCUACCAGAAACUUUAGUGGAUGCCGCAGGAAAAUUCCUAGAACUCCCAUACCAGGUCAUACUGAUCCGCUUACUGAAAAGUUACAAUUGAAUUUGCAGUCAGCUUUUGAAGAAUUAGAAAUUGAGAGACGAGAGCGACUAGGUCAGAAGUGCCCAUUGCAAUUGGGGAACAGUUCCCUGUUAAAGAAAAGAGAGACAAGGAGUAUGGCUAUAUAA
Messenger RNA from Zygosaccharomyces rouxii, 486 nucleotides. RefSeq lists its product as uncharacterized. The record is from RefSeq and is a predicted model, not a curated record. Bases 1 to 486 code for a protein of 161 amino acids. The transcript has a single exon. NCBI's taxonomy places the organism in Eukaryota, Fungi, Ascomycota, Saccharomycetes, Saccharomycetales, Saccharomycetaceae.